Poecilia reticulata (guppy) is the source of this 3686-nucleotide messenger RNA. RefSeq names its product LIM-domain binding 1b (gene ldb1b). The record is from RefSeq and is a predicted model, not a curated record. Lineage: Eukaryota; Metazoa; Chordata; Actinopteri; Cyprinodontiformes; Poeciliidae.
CUGUAAUUUGCAGGGCUGAUGAGGGUGAGGGCAGAGCAGAGGCAGGAGCAAAAUUCGCCAGACACACUAACACACACACACACACUCUCUCUCACAGACAGGCGGCUGUGCAGCUGCGCCGUUUACAGCUACAAACUGUGGGAGAAUCUGAUCCUUUUGUGCGAGUGUCUGUUUGCUCUUUCCUAACCUCGUCUUUCCCCCUCUCUUCUCUCUCUCUCUCUCUCUCUCCACGUCCCCUCCUCUCUCCGUGCUCCCUGUUGGUGUGUCGGUGUGUGUUUGUGUGUGUGAAACGUGGGGAUAACAGACGCUUAUGUGAGCAGCCUCAGUGGCUGGCUGACUGGCGAGAGAGAGGGAAGGAGAGGAAAGGGAUAACAGAAGCCACCGCCAUCAUUCUGAUCGGAUUCACACCAGACAUGUGAGAAGAUGUCCGUGGGCGGCUGCGCGUGUCCCGGCUGUUCCUCCAAGUCAUUCAAGCUGUACUCCCCCAAGGAGCCCCCCAACGGUAGCACUUUCCCCCCUUUCCACCCCGGCACCAUGCUGGACAGAGACGUGGGUCCCACUCCGAUGUAUCCGCCCUCAUACAUGGAGCCAGGAAUAGGGAGGCACACACCAUAUGGUAACCAAACAGACUACAGAAUAUUUGAGCUCAACAAGCGGCUACAGAACUGGACAGAGGAGUGCGACAACCUGUGGUGGGAUGCUUUUACUACAGAAUUCUUUGAAGAUGAUGCCAUGUUGACCAUUACUUUCUGUCUGGAAGACGGUCCCAAGCGUUACACGAUUGGUCGGACGUUAAUUCCAAGGUACUUCCGUAGUAUAUUUGAGGGCGGGGCCACAGAGCUCUACUAUGUGCUGAAACAUCCCAAGGAAUCCUUCCACAAUAAUUUUGUUUCCCUUGACUGUGAUCAGUGCACUAUGGUCACUCAAAACGGAAAGCCCAUGUUCACACAGGUGUGUGUAGAGGGCCGCUUGUACCUGGAGUUCAUGUUUGACGACAUGAUGCGGAUAAAGACAUGGCACUUCAGCAUCAGACAGCACCGUGAACUCAUCCCCCGCAGUAUACUGGCCAUGCACGCCCAAGACCCACAGAUGCUUGACCAGCUGUCCAAAAACAUAACAAGAUGUGGCCUGUCAAACUCCACCCUCAACUACCUCCGGCUGUGUGUUAUUCUGGAGCCCAUGCAGGAGCUGAUGUCCAGACACAAGACAUACAGUCUCAGCCCCAGAGACUGCCUCAAGACCUGCCUCUUCCAGAAAUGGCAGAGGAUGGUGGCGCCGCCUGGUAAGCUGGACGGACCGUGCAGAUUCAUAAAAUCAGCCCGACGUCUGCGUAACCGUCUCUCUCUCUCUGUCUCGACAGCCGAGCCGUCGAGACAGGCCCCCAACAAGAGGCGGAAGCGUAAGAUGUCAGGCGGCAGCACCAUCAGCGGCGGAGGUGGGGCCAACAACAACAACAACAACAAAAAGAAGAGCCCCGGCAGCGGCUUCCCUCUGUCCAGCCAAGUUCCGGACGUGAUGGUGGUGGGAGAGCCCACCCUGAUGGGCGGGGAGUUCGGCGACGAGGACGAGCGUCUGAUCACGAGGCUGGAGAACACGCAGUUCGACGCGGCCAAUGGCAUCGACGACGAGGACAGCUUCAACAACUCUCCGGCGCUGGGCUCCAACUCGCCCUGGAACAACAAGGCCCCUUCCAGCCAGGAGAGCAAGAGCGACAACCCCACCUCGCAGGCAUCCCAGUAGAGCCCUGGGGCGGGACCCCCCAUAACCUCUAUACAGACCCCUCUGUCAGCCCUCCCACCCUACCUCUAUAGCCAUGACUGCAGCCAAAUUGGUCCAUAGUCUGAUUUGCAAACCAAACACAGCUGUAGCGCUCAGAUUCACACCGCAGGUAGCCUGAAGGAGCUCCGUCUGUCCUCUGACUGAGCCAGAGAAAUGUUUAGGCACUGUGUCCCAGCACUGUUUCUCUCUCUCUUUCUCUCUCUCCAUCUCUUUCUCUCUCCUCCUCCAACUUUUUACACAAAACGCCCCCGUCUGCUGUUGCUCGUUUUCAUUUCCGGAUGGGGAUAGGGGUUGACACGACCGAGAAGUAGCAGGAAUUAAUUCCACACAAGAACCAAGUACACUAACCUAUCGCAGACCGAACGCUCGCUUGCACGGAGGGGUGGGUGGGCGGGGCCAGUGGGGGCGGGGCUUCACGGCGGUGGCGAGUCGCUACCCGUCAUCUAAACACGACUCCGGAUCGUGGCCUGCUCUGCCGAUGCAUAAGCCACCCUGCGUGUGUGUGUGUGUGAGCGAAAGUGAGUGUGUGCGAAGAAAAAACCUGAAGUGUUUAUCUGUGGCUUUGCUGAAGCAGACGGGUCAGAACCGAGCGUCGGUUUUCAGAACUAACACACUAGUAUGAAGGCUAUUUUGAGGCACUAGGGCAAUAACACACAUGUAUAUUCUGACCCAUGCAAACACACGUAAUAGUAAAGGUCAUGAUUGAAGGAUUCUGAGUGCCCCCAGUGCCCCAACCAUCUCUGAUUAGACUACAGUGACUGCAGUCUUUCAAAUGGAAAGCAUUUACAACACACACAAACACACACACAGCUACACAUUUUAAGAGUUUUUAUACAGUAUAUAUAUUUCCCUAGAAUGUUUUUUUUUUUUUUUUAUUUGUAUUCAACGCCUUCAUUUCAAUUACUUUUAUUUUUAAUUUUCUACCAAUACUGAAAAGCUACAGACCAAGGAGCAACGCAGGACUUUUAUCCUCCUCGCCCCCCUCAAAAAUAUAUUGUGUUUUUUUUUGUUUUGUUUUUAUCUUUUAUGUUUAUAAAAGAGAAAUAAUUUAGUGUGGAUGUUUUUAUUUUGUCUUUUUGUUGUUUUUUUUGGGGACUUUUGUGUAUUUGUGCUUGUAUAUUUAAGGUAGUAGCAAAGUUCUGUCUGACUGUAAUAAAAUGUAUUCUUACUUAGAUUUACCUAAAGCCAUCCCGAUCUAAUGUAAAGAAACAAAAAUAGGAAAAAGGAGAAAAAACUCUCAUGAACCUGUUCCCUCCUCCCCCUGCUGUCUUUCCUCCUUCCUCUUUUUUUUAAAAAUAAAACUUGUGUAAAUUAAAUUACAAACCCCUGGGGGUACAAUGGCACCAUGGAAAGAUGAUUUUACUUAGUUUUUUUUUUUUCUAUUUAUUUUUAAAAAUUCACGCUUGUAUUUUUGAUUAAUCACAGCAUCCCUGACAACUUUUCUGUAUCUCAUCUUGAUGUCGACGUGAAUGUGCUCAAUGGCUUUUAGUUUCCCUGUAACCUUCCUGUUUCAUCACUGGCUAAGAAACAAUCUUUUGUUUUUGAUCUUUUUUUUUUUUUUUCUUAAUGAGUUUUAUGUUAAAAUUCUCUUAUUUGUACAGUCUUGUUUAUAACCAGCAGUGUCGCUAGCCAUUUUAACAUUAAGUACAGUCUGCAUAUUUUGGUAACAGUGCUGAGUCUGUAAAGUCCAAUAGAGAUCAGCUCUGUUACUGGUUUGUACAUUUGUUUUUAGGGGGGGAAUUGAUUCCAGCUGCAUUUCUGAUUGAUUUUGAAUGGUGACUUGUACCUUCUCCAAACCCUGUAGAGAAAUCUUUGUUUGAUAUAUAUUUUUUUUGAUUUGCUUAGUUUCUGCCCUUAAUAAUUAAUGUAUGGUACCAAUAAAAAGAUACAUUUUCACUUUAAAACUG